This is a messenger RNA of Exophiala bonariae, 885 nucleotides long. RefSeq lists its product as uncharacterized. Lineage: Eukaryota; Fungi; Ascomycota; Eurotiomycetes; Chaetothyriales; Herpotrichiellaceae. Bases 1 to 885 code for a protein of 294 amino acids. The transcript has 4 exons. The record is from RefSeq and is a predicted model, not a curated record.
AUGGCUCAAACCGAUCAGGAUUUCGCGCUCUCAGCGGUGUAUAAAAAGUCUCAAAGUGCGAUUGAUACCAAAGGUUCGCCCGGCUGGGAUUGCAAGGGAAAGGCGAUGCUGAUCACGGGUGCCAACGGCGGUGUGGGGCGGGCGGUGGUUCAGUCAUAUGCACGCACAGGAGCGUCGCAUAUCGGGCUAGGUGUGCGGCGCGAUGUUAGCGACCUGGUCGGCGCGGUCAAGGCAGCAGCCGCCCACGGUGGGCACCCAGAACCAACCGUGACGGUGGUACUUCUGGAUCUGGACGACCGAGUGAGCGUCACAGCCGCGGCAGAGCAGCUCGAGCGCGAAUGGGGGCGGCUCGACAUCAUAAUCAGCAAUGCCGCCUUCUUGCCACCCUUCGAACCGCUGCUUGAGGGAAAUGAGACUGACUAUUGGUAUGCCUGGGAGAUAAACGUCCGCGGCACAUACUGGCUUGCCAAAGCAUUCCUGCCCCUGCUGCUACGCUGCGGCGGCGACAAGACCUUCGUCGCCAUCAGCAGCCUUGGCGCCCACAUUGUCACCCCGGGGGCCAGUUCCUACCAGACGACUAAAUUUGCAAUCGUCCGCUUCGUCGAGUUCCUGAUGCAGGACUAUGGUGACCAGGGUCUACUCGCCUACUCAAUGCAUCCAGCAUCGAUGCUCACCGAGCUUGCCAAAAACAUACCUUCGAAUAUGCACCAUCUCCUCAAUGAUACGCCUGACUUGGUUGGCGAUACCUUUGCGUUCUUGGGCAGUCAGAAGAGAGAUUGGCUUGCUGGUCGAUUCAUCGCUGUGGGCUGGGAUAUGCCAGAAUUGAUGGCGAGAGAGAAGGAAAUUGUUGAGAAAGACGCUCUUAAGUUUCGCAUGGUGAUGUAA